Molecule: messenger RNA, 3675 nt
Organism: Gymnodraco acuticeps
Lineage: Eukaryota; Metazoa; Chordata; Actinopteri; Perciformes; Bathydraconidae
Gene: vcpip1
Product: valosin containing protein (p97)/p47 complex interacting protein 1
Exons: 4
Coding region: 749-1132 (127 amino acids)
Biological process (GO): protein K11-linked deubiquitination; protein ubiquitination; Golgi reassembly
Molecular function (GO): cysteine-type deubiquitinase activity
Source: RefSeq, a predicted model, not a curated record
GACGUCCGCUGGCGCAUCAGAAACACGUGGGAUAGUGAAAGUUGCAGUCGAUCUCUAAAGUACCUGCAGUCUCUUCUCCUAAGUCCUUUUGAAUUCUCCUAUCCACUAUCCCUUAACCCCGUGACCUUUCACUCAGAGGUCAAGGAAUAGGAGAUAGGGUUAGACGUUAGGAGCUGAUUUUAGGAUUAUUCGACUGCAGCCCUGGUCUUUCUGGGACUUGAACCGGCCCCCAGCCAAGUCCCCAUGCAUUUAGGCGCCACCUAAUUGAUGGUUAUUUCCAAAUUCUAUUUUUUGUUUUCCAAUGAAAGACCACAUUUGACUUUCGUUGUUGUUAAAAUGGGAAUGUUUUGGUGUUUUGAAAGAAAGCAAAUACUGGGAAGUAGUAGUAGUGUUUCAAUAAAGCUUUAGAUACUUAACAAAUGAAGUGUUUACAUAAAAACACAUUUCAGAUGCAGACCCAAGGACACGGUACAAUGUUAAAUACUAUCAGAGGUUAAAUAAUGAUAAAACACAAGCGCGGGUGAUCAUGGAGCAGACAGUCAAAGUAGACGGGAAUGAUCGAGACAGGUGAUUCAGGGGAAACAGGAUGGUGAGCACUGCAGUGAGCAGGCUGACCUGAACAGUUAUUUAAUAUCUUCUCACACUCUUCUCUGUCUGUGUUUCAGGUGAAGACGUCUGGUCGUACGCUAAGAAGCUACCGCACUUAUUCCAGCAGGGCGGCGUCUUCUACAACAUCGUGAAGAAGGACAUGGGCCUGCUGGACGGGAAGCACUGCUCGCUGCCUCACCUGACGGGGAAGACCUUCGUGUUCAACGCGGCGACGGAGCGUCUGGAUCUCUGCGUGGACGCGGCCGGGCACUUCCCCGUGAGCCCGGAGGUGGAGGAGCAGGUGAAGGAGGCGCUGCUGCAGCUGCAGGUGCGCUCCGAGGCCUCCGGGGGCCAACAGAGAGAGCAGCGAGGCGUCCGGCGUGCUGAGGCUCGGAGGAGGAGGCGUGGUUGCGGAAAAAGAGUCGUUUCAGAGCCUCAACGCUUUCCAGGGGAGGGGCCACUCUCUAGGAAGCUCCUCCCCUCCGGAGCACCGUCCAAUCACGCGGCAGCACAGCAGUGGCGUGGACCUGGAGCUCCAGCGUGACACGAGGAGCUCCAGAUUUGUCUCAGAUCCCAGAGCUGGUGCGCAUGGCGCCGGGCUUCGUGAGGAUGAAGGAGGGGCGGGGCGCCCAGACCCGGUCUGAUUGGAGCAGCAGCGCCGCCAGCUGCAGGACAUGGUGUCCAGCAUCCAGGCCUCCAUGGAGCGGCACCUGAGGGAGGGGACCACCACCAACACCGUCAGAAGCCACAACCAACGUCUGCGGAUCAACAACCGUCUGUAAAACAACAACCAAAUUUCUGCAGAACAACAACCAACGUCUGUGGAAAAACCUCCGGACGGGAAACCGGACCCCAAGGAGGAACCGGAGCAGAUGGAGAGCCAGGAGGCGGGGCCUGAUGGUGCCAUCGAGCCAAUGGAUCACUCCUGAUCACUUCCUGAUCACUAAAUACUUCACUUCCUUCCCGCCUCUUCGCUCGGAACGACUGCUUCUUCGUGUUUCCGUCGUCUUCGCUGCAUCUCUCAGCGAUACGUCAUCCUCACUCUGCUGCUACACUAACGCAGUGUGUGUGGUGUGUGUGUGUGUGUGUGUGUGUGUUGUAAAUAGACUCUAUGCACUUUGCUACACACACAUGGACCUUUCACUUUAACUGCAGUAAAAAACACGGCGUUCAGAAUUUAGCUCCUGCUUCUCCUUCUGUCUGCUGUGACGAUGUAAUUCACCGCAUUUUGGCACCACAUUCAAAACAGAUCGGAGGCUCGAGACGCUGCAUUCCUGUAGAUAGAAAACUCUUCUUUCUGUUUUUUUGGGGGGGGGGGUCAUGCAGACAUGCUUCAUAAAGAAACGCCGCCUCGACGCCUUCAUCGUCGUCUGAGAAACUGAUCUGAUCCCUUGAUAUUUAACGUCUGAAGCUCUGUGCCGCCUGCAGGUCAGUUUUAAACCUCGAAAGCGUUUUAUUUACCGUUUGAAAACAGACACGUGAAGCAGGAUAUCAGUUUGGGUGUAAACGCUUGAAAUGCCAAGAGAUGUGAGGUCAUUCAGAGAGACAAGUUAUUUUUACUGUAAAUAACAAAUAAUGUAAAAAAUAAUAGUUUGGCCGAUGUGUUGUAAUCAGAUAUUUGAGACAAUUCUGGAUCACGUAAAUUCAAAGUGACACAUUCGCCUCUAAAAGCUCCACAAACAUGUUGAAUGAAUGUCCCAAUUCUUCCCAAGCAGCCGUACGUUGUAUAUUUCAGAUUCAGAGUUUAAUAUCGACUGGAUGUUUGUAUAAAACACACGUUUGAACAUAAAGACAGAAACUGCAGUUACUCCUAGUCUCCUCAGGUGGCACUGCCUCCUCGUUUGCACGGCUCUGUAGUUUCCUGCCUGUGGAAGCAGAGAAACUACAGAGCUGGAUUUGUUUGAAAAAACACAACAAAAAACUAUUUUUUGCCUUAAAGUUGAAUUUCUAAUGUGCGUAAAAUCCUCCAAAAGCACUUCCUUUGGCUUCAGAAUGAGGACCCUUUAAUCUGAUGGACCUCCAGAAUAUUAACCCUUCAUCAAACCAACCUGAGAACGUUUCCAGACGAUCAGAAACCGGAAGACACGGGAAAUAUUAUUAUGGAGGAAAAAAAAACUCCAUUUUGUUUUCAUUUAUUUAGAUUUUUGUAUUUAGAAAGGCCCCAAAGGAUGCUGGGAAAUGGAGUCUUUUAAAAGCAUCUAAUCGCAGGAGGUAGUGUAUAAGUGAGGUGGCCUUCACUGUCAGUGGUUAAUGUUGACACACACACACACACACACACAACACACACACACACACACACACCACACACUCUCACACACACACACACACACACACACACACACACACACACACACACACACACACACACACCAUCUGAUAUUUGGUGAAUCCCCCUGACCUUCCCCAAAAUGACUGGAAACGGAGGGAACUGCUAGCAUGGCUCCGUGUGACGGAAAAGUUGUGGUUGUACAGGUGUUCUGUGUCAGGUUAUAAAUAUAUGCUAAGCUAAACACACAAAUUAAACAAAAGGAAUUGUAUUUUCUAAAAUAACGAACCUUAGAAAAUGGCUAAAAGUCAAAAAUGUUUUUCAGGAAAUCUGUUCGUUUCACACCUUGAGUUUCACAACGAGUCUUAUUAGUUUGAGAUCUCAUGUUCGACCCUGUUUUAGUUUCAUCUGUUGUGUUUGAAACAGAUCUAAAGAUGUGAUCGGUUCUUUAACUCUCGGCUCGAUGAGGUUUUGCGGUGGGAUUGUGCACUUUUGUUCGAGGAGAAGAGGAACGUUAGCGUAGCAUGCUAACGCUCACAGACAGAGACGUUGGGCGGAAAGGGAAACAAUGACGCGCUGCUGCAACUUGAAGUUUUUUCUUUGAGCCGUACACUGACAUGAAUGUAACCCAGUUGUAUAAAAGUAUAUAUUGUAGUAUAUUGGGACCUGUACAGAAACUGCAGAUUCAGUUCCUUCACCUGUGUUUGUUUUUUGUUUACUUCUCUCUGGUUUGCUAAUAAAAUAUCCUUGGUACACGGCUUGGCUGUUUGCAUGUGUGAUGCAUUUUCAACCCGACAAUAAAAUCACUUCCUUCACUUGUU